This is a messenger RNA of Manis pentadactyla (Chinese pangolin), 7204 nucleotides long. It is a transcript of the gene GABBR2, whose product is annotated as gamma-aminobutyric acid type B receptor subunit 2. NCBI's taxonomy places the organism in Eukaryota, Metazoa, Chordata, Mammalia, Pholidota, Manidae. The record is from RefSeq and is a predicted model, not a curated record. Gene Ontology annotation, cellular component: membrane; G protein-coupled receptor heterodimeric complex. Bases 1 to 2817 code for a protein of 938 amino acids. The transcript has 19 exons. Gene Ontology annotation, molecular function: G protein-coupled GABA receptor activity. Gene Ontology annotation, biological process: gamma-aminobutyric acid signaling pathway; G protein-coupled receptor signaling pathway.
AUGGCUUCCCCGCGGAGCUCCGGGCAGCCCGGGCCGCCGCCGCCGCCGCCCGCGCGCCCGCUGCUGCGCCUGCUGCUGGCGCUGCUGCUCCCUCUGGCGCCCGGGGCCUGGGGCUGGGCGCGAGGGGCCCCCCGGCCGCCGCCCAGCAGCCCGCCGCUCUCCAUCCUGGGCCUCAUGCCGCUCACCAAGGAGGUGGCCAAGGGCAGCAUCGGGCGCGGCGUGCUCCCUGCGGUGGAGCUGGCCAUCGAGCAGAUCCGCAACGAGUCGCUCCUGCGCCCCUACUUCCUCGACCUGCGACUCUACGACACCGAGUGUGAUAAUGCGAAAGGGUUGAAAGCCUUCUACGAUGCAAUAAAAUAUGGGCCGAACCACUUGAUGGUGUUUGGAGGCGUCUGUCCAUCUGUUACGUCCAUCAUCGCAGAGUCCCUCCAAGGCUGGAAUCUGGUGCAGCUUUCCUUUGCCGCCACCACUCCUGUCCUAGCUGACAAGAAGAAAUACCCUUAUUUCUUUCGGACUGUCCCAUCAGACAAUGCGGUGAACCCAGCCAUCCUCAGGCUGCUAAAGCACUACCAGUGGAGGCGAGUGGGCACGCUGACUCAAGACGUGCAGAGGUUCUCCGAGGUGAGGAACGACCUGACUGGGGUUCUGUACGGUGAGGACAUUGAGAUUUCAGACACCGAGAGCUUCUCCAACGAUCCCUGCACCAGUGUCAAAAAGCUUAAGGGCAAUGACGUGAGGAUCAUCCUUGGCCAGUUUGACCAGAAUAUGGCAGCAAAAGUGUUCUGCUGUGCAUAUGAGGAGAACAUGUAUGGUAGCAAAUACCAAUGGAUCAUCCCAGGCUGGUACGAGCCUUCCUGGUGGGAGCAGGUGCACACAGAAGCCAACUCAUCCCGUUGUCUCCGGAAGAGUCUGCUUGCUGCCAUGGAGGGCUACAUUGGUGUGGACUUCGAGCCCCUGAGCUCCAAGCAGACCAAGACCAUUUCGGGAAAGACUCCACAGCAGUACGAGAGAGAAUACAACAACAAGAGGUCAGGCGUGGGGCCCAGCAAGUUCCAUGGAUAUGCCUAUGAUGGCAUCUGGGUCAUUGCCAAGACACUGCAGAGGGCCAUGGAGACGCUGCACGCCAGCAGCCGACACCAGCGGAUCCAGGACUUCAACUACACAGACCACACGCUGGGCAGGAUCAUCCUCAAUGCCAUGAAUGAGACCAACUUCUUCGGGGUCACGGGUCAAGUUGUAUUCCGGAACGGGGAGAGAAUGGGAACCAUUAAAUUUACUCAAUUUCAAGACAGCAGGGAGGUGAAGGUGGGAGAGUACAACGCUGUGGCCGACACGCUGGAGAUCAUCAACGACACUAUCCGGUUCCAAGGAUCUGAACCCCCAAAAGACAAGACCAUCAUCCUGGAGCAGCUCCGUAAGAUCUCCCUACCUCUCUACAGCAUCCUCUCUGCUCUCACCAUCCUGGGAAUGAUCAUGGCCAGUGCUUUUCUCUUCUUCAACAUCAAGAAUCGCAAUCAGAAGCUGAUCAAGAUGUCGAGUCCAUACAUGAACAACCUUAUCAUCCUUGGAGGAAUGCUCUCCUACGCAUCGAUAUUUCUCUUUGGCCUCGAUGGAUCCUUUGUCUCUGAAAAGACCUUUGAGACACUUUGCACUGUCAGGACCUGGAUCCUCACCGUGGGCUACACAACUGCCUUUGGGGCAAUGUUUGCAAAGACGUGGAGGGUCCAUGCCAUCUUCAAAAAUGUGAAAAUGAAGAAGAAGAUCAUCAAGGACCAGAAAUUGCUCGUGAUCGUUGGGGGCAUGCUGCUGAUUGACUUGUGCAUCCUGAUUUGCUGGCAAGCUGUGGACCCCCUGAGAAGGACAGUGGAGAGGUACAGCAUGGAGCCGGACCCAGCAGGCCGGGACAUCUCCAUCCGCCCUCUCCUGGAGCACUGUGAGAACACCCACAUGACCAUCUGGCUCGGCAUCGUCUACGCCUACAAGGGGCUUCUCAUGCUGUUUGGUUGUUUCUUAGCUUGGGAGACACGCAAUGUCAGCAUCCCUGCACUCAAUGACAGCAAAUACAUCGGGAUGAGCGUCUACAAUGUGGGCAUAAUGUGCAUCAUCGGGGCGGCUGUCUCCUUCCUGACCCGGGACCAGCCCAAUGUGCAGUUCUGCAUCGUGGCACUGGUCAUCAUCUUCUGCAGCACCAUCACACUCUGCCUGGUGUUUGUGCCAAAGCUCAUCACUCUAAGAACAAACCCAGAUGCAGCAACUCAGAACAGACGAUUCCAGUUCACUCAGAAUCAGAAGAAAGAAGAUUCUAAAACAUCCACCUCGGUCACCAGCGUGAACCAAGCAAGCACAUCCCGCCUGGAGGGCCUGCAGUCAGAAAACCAUCGCCUGCGUAUGAAGAUCACAGAGCUGGAUAAAGACUUGGAAGAGGUCACCAUGCAGCUGCAGGACACACCAGAAAAGACCACCUACAUUAAACAGAACCACUACCAAGAGCUCAACGACAUUCUCAACUUGGGGAACUUCACUGAGAGCACAGAUGGGGGAAAGGCCAUUUUAAAAAAUCACCUCGAUCAAAAUCCCCAGCUACAGUGGAACACAACAGAGCCCUCUCGAACAUGCAAAGACCCCAUAGAAGAUAUAAACUCCCCAGAACAUAUCCAGCGCCGGCUGUCCCUCCAGCUCCCCAUCCUCCAUCACGCCUACCUCCCGUCCAUUGGAGGCGUAGAUGCCAGCUGCGUCAGCCCCUGUGUCAGCCCCACUGCCAGCCCCCGUCACAGACAUGUGCCACCCUCCUUCCGAGUUAUGGUUUCGGGCCUGUAAGGGUGGGAGGCCUGGGGCCAGGGCCUCCCCCUUGAUGGAACCACAUGGAGCAGUGGCGUCUGCUACAGGAACACUGUCAGCUCUGGCUGUGGAGAAGCUGGGCACCACAGCUGGCCUCCCAGGACUGCUCGGAUGGCGUUCGGGUGGACAGGAUGGAGGGCACUUGGCACCUGACCUCGCACCUUAUUUGUGAAGAUUUUCUUCUUUCACAAAGAAGAGAAAUGGAAAUGACUUCUUUCUUAACAUCUGCAGAGGAGGAGGAGCUAGGAUGUUUGAAACUUUGCAAAAAAAAAAAAUUCUAGACAAGGAAAGUGUUACUAGAACUCCAGCGAGAAGUCACUGAGUGGCCCUGAGCAGCCUUGAGAAGAGGUGAGAGGCUUCUGGAAAAACCACCUCUGCCUCUGCACACACAUCACUGGCUGUGGCCCCCCAGGCCAGCCCUUCCCUUCUGGGGAAGGAGGCAGGCAGGGCAGCCAGGCCCCCAGCUGCCAGCCAGCCGCAGGCUUUCCAGAACAGGGAGUCUGCAGGGAGGGCAGCCAGGUGCAGCUCUGCGGCAUCAGGCUGCGGGUACUGGAGCAGGCUGACUUAAUGUGCCUGCCGGUGGGACCUUACACUCCGAUAAAUGCCACACAUUAACACAGUAACACCUGUCCCGGGACCGUGGGGAUUUAGGGCAGUCACUGCAGACUUGCUCUGCACCAUUCGCUGACAGUCGGUCAUGCACCCGUCACAUCAGCUGUGUCCUUGUGUUUGUAUCAGGUGUUCCCGAUAGUAGGGAGGACCACCCGAGCUAAUCAGGGAAUGUCUGCUCCCAGCAAACACGAUAAAGAAAGACUGUGCACUUUAACCUCUCUUAUCAGGGCCCACGGGCUGGCUGGGGUUGUUUUUUAUUCCACUGACUUUGUUUCUGACCAAAGUGAAUCGGGGGCAUUCUGCUAGAAGGCAUCCCUGUAGGUGUAGGGAAGAGUUGCUUGCUGAGGGCUUCUCUUGGCUUCCAGAAGGCAGCCUUUCAUCCAGACAAGCUGAAAGCUCUGCCAUGGGGGUCUUGGAGGUGAUCAGUCAGCUCGCUGAUCCUCAAUCAAAAGAUCACUCUUCUUGUUUAAUUGAACCCCAAAGAGCACUGGCCUGGGAAUCAGAGAGACCUGGGUUCAAGUCCUGCUGACUCCUUCCAUGACCUUGGGCAAGUCACUAGUGGAUCUCUGAGCCUCGGUUUCCCCUAAAAACUUGGGAUUGAAAUAACACCCAUCCUGCCUACCUCACAGGGUCACUCUAAGGAUCAAAACUUGAUCUCAUCCAGGAAAGCUUCAUACCAAACAGUGAAGCGGCUCUGACCCGUGAAGUAUCAGGAUGACCAUGACCUUCAGCCCUCAUGACAACCAGGGCUGUGGCCCAGAGAAGCUCCCAGCACAGCCCUCUACCCGGAUCAGCCCUGCUGGAGAGAGGCUCCCCACCGAUGACUUUUGUGACAUUCCUAGACAGGUUCAUUCUUUGCUAAAGAAAGGCCUGAAUGACACCGUCCAGGACAUCUGCACAACUGAGCAGUUGCUCACUCCCUAAAGAAACCUAAUGGCAGCUUCAACAGGCAGGCAAUAAUCUCUUCCCAGACCACUGAAGUCAGGAAUAUACUGCUGUCACCACCAGACUUUGACAAAGGGCCCAUGGGAAUCCUACCAUCACCAACAUUUCAAAACACUAUUUCACGUAGCAUAGAUUUCCCCUCCCCACCCCCAAAGAGAGGUUAUGGAGGUACUAUAGCUUUUAGGGAAAAACAAAUGUUAACACAUCACAGGUCAAGUUGAAGUCAUUGUCUGUUUAGACACUAAAAAUUGAUGUUGUCACUCACUGUGUAUUAUCAGUAUUUACUUGCUUUCUUGAUUUCACCAAAACCAGAUUUAAUUUAAAGGACCACAUUAAUUUUUCAAAGGGAAAGAGACAAUUCCUUGUACAUAAUGUAUACACACACAAAAAAAAUACCUGUAGAAAUAUUAUUCCAGCAUAGCAGGACACAAAAAGAAACAAAAGUACUGGACAGUCAGAGGUGAGUGUGUGCGUCCGUGACCUGUUGUGACCCCUGAACGUGCACAGUCUUCUAGGUUAACCCACAAAGUACAUUCUCUGUCUUAAUGAUACUGUAGGCUCACCCAUUUUUUAAAAAUUUCCCCGCAAAUAACAAGACCCACAGAAGUGAAUCUAGCUAUUUAACAGUUCUGUUCUUUUAUAUGCAGCAAACACACCGUACAUUUCCGAAGAGGCUUCAGCCUGAAGGCAUUUUCCAAUGAUGUUAGUGCACAAAUGCUUUAAAUUAGACUGGAACUGCCAGAAUCAAAUGUAAAUGAGGAAUUUCUCUACCCCUAUUGCAUGGUAUCAAUUUUUAAUAAAUUGUUGCAAAUUUGUUUUUAUGAAUAAAAGGAAACAAACUGUCAUCUUUAAUGCUUGCUCUUCCCAAAAUGCAUGUCAGGGCAAGCCAUAUUCCUCUGCUUGGAAACUCAGGGGCCAAUUUGUGGGGUUGCCUGCUCAGCAAUGGCCCUUCCUUCUGAAGCUGUCCUUCCCUGCCUUCUGCAGACAGGAAGAGAGCAGCCCUGUUCCCAUGUAACCCCAGCUUCUGGCCACAGGUAAUGGCUCCAAGGGCGGAAACUCGACCUGAACUGGGCAAGUCCCUUCCUGAGGAUUCCUCCACGUAAAGAAAUUUAGUCAGCCACGAAAGAGAAAAUAAAACCAAUGUGGAGAGAGAAGAAAAAUCUAGAGAUGGGUCCUGAUAGUCUCUGAGUACCUGGUCAGCUGUUCCUGAAGGCCAGCAGACCAUGAUCAUUCUCGUGUUAUAUUCAGGCCUUCCUCAGAUUCUCUUCUCCCAGUAAAUCCCCUUUUUUGCCUAGAUUAGUUCAAGUUCAGCUUCCAUCAGUUGCAAUGAAAAGGUCCCUGACUAAUCUAGAAGCCUCCCUGACUCCCCAGGCUGACUCCCCAUCCAGGCCAUGACAGCCUGUGAUUUGGCCUGACUUUCCUUCCCAGCCUCAUCACCUGCCUUCCCCUGGACCCUGUAGUCUGCACUUCCUCUACCAUGCUGGAACCCGCAGCCUGCAGCUCCACCCCAAAUCCUCGGCAUCCUUCAAGAUCCCAUCCAAAACACCCUCCUACAUCCCUCAACAUGAAACUCUCUCUCCCUAUUUUCUGUGCUGAGGACUUUGUCCCUCUCUCAGGGUACUGGGUACAUGCUCACACCAGCCCAUCCUCCCCACCCCCAACCCUGAGCUCCCUGAGGAUGGGAGUCACAUCUGCCUCCUUGAUGUCUGCCACAGCAUCAGGCACCCCCGACUGUCCCACAACAGUCCUCAGUGAGGCUUUGCGAAACUGCACAUUUUAGCUCAGGCACUGUCAUACUGGUUGCUGGCCUGGAAGACGGAGCAAGGGCAAGUGGGCCCAUGCCGUCUGGGGCAGCCUGCUGCCACAUGACUGGGUGUGCACCCCAGAAGCAGAGGGAAUGGACCCACGGACUUCACGGAAAGGUCAGGCAGGUUGGCGUUUUCCAGUGCCCGGGACCCUCAGUGGUGAGCCUGCAAAGCAGCAGCCAGCUGAGUCCUGGCCCAGAGGGAGCCCUGCUCCAGGACAUCUAGGCUACAUACAGGAAACGUUUUAUCCCAUAAAGCCAGAAAUAUCAAAGAUCCUGAAUGCAAAAGUAGAAAUACUAGGAAGGUCGACUGGAUCACAAAACGAAGUCCAUGCUCAAAGCUUUGGAGUGGAGUGAAACUGGAGAGGCUGCCAGCCUGCAGGCUCAGGGGGUGUUGAAGAGCUAUUAGCUCAGCCAUCUUUGCUCUUGAGGUUGAGGCCACUUCCUGGGCUGGGGCCACCACGCCUGUAACUGGACAAUUCCGGCACUUGUGAGGAGUCAGGGCUCUGUGCCAAGACACUGAUUUCCCUCCAUCUGAAUUCCAGGGCAAAAGACCCAGGACAGUGUUUCUCAAACUUGAAAACCAUAGGGACAUAUUUUAAGAUACAGCAUUGACUUAAAUGAUUUUUAUAAAGAAAGUUACCUAAAUAUGUUCAAACUAGACAUAAACUCAUGCUUAUAUCCUUCAUAUAUAAUCAAAACAAAUGUAUAAAUUAAAUGCAAAUGAAAUGACCAAUAAAAAUCAUACUAACAACACUGAUUUAAUGGGAUAGAUGCAAUUCUGCUGAAAAAUAAAUUGCAGAUCGCAACAUGAGCUCAACACCAAGUGCUCUCGGGCACAUUCCUUUGCGUUCAGCCUGCCUGAUGUGAUGACUCAAUUAUCAGACUGCUUUUCUUUAUUUAAACUACUAUGAAGACUUCAUUUAUUCAACAUGCUGUGAUAUCAUUUGGCCUCACUCAGCUCUAACACAUCACUUGUCUAUUAAAUCCACCUUUGUUUUAUUC